ACGAUGAGCAAACUGACCUUCCACAACAACAGAGUCAUGCAGGACCGACGCAGCGUUUGCAUCUUCCUCCCCAACGACGACUCCCUCAACAUCAUCAUCAACGUGAAGAUUUUGUGCCACGAGUUACUGGUGCAGGUGUGUGACCUCCUGAGGCUGAAGGACUGUCACCUCUUCGGGCUCAGCGUCAUCCAGAACAAUGAGCACGUAUACAUGGACAUGGCCCAGAAACUCUACAAGUACUGCCCCAAGGAGUGGAAGAAGGAGGCCAGCAAGGUCAGCGGUGAGGUCUUGCAUGGAGAGCUGACGGCAGUAAGGCCACCUCUGUCCCCGUCGCAGGUCACUUCCAGGACCCGGGAAU
Manacus vitellinus (golden-collared manakin) is the source of this 358-nucleotide messenger RNA. Its product is annotated as FERM domain-containing protein 6-like. The transcript has 3 exons. Lineage: Eukaryota; Metazoa; Chordata; Aves; Passeriformes; Pipridae. Gene Ontology annotation, biological process: positive regulation of hippo signaling. The record is from RefSeq and is a predicted model, not a curated record. The annotation marks the transcript as partial. Gene Ontology annotation, cellular component: cytoskeleton; cytoplasmic side of apical plasma membrane.